UGGCAGUGGUUUGUACAAAAUGAUAGUAAAUGCAAAUGGAAAAAACAAGGCUCCUCUUCCUAUUGAGCCCAAUAUUAAGAUUUUAUUUUGAUAAAUUUCUAAGCAUUUAGUUUUCUCAUUGAAUGAGGUUAAUCGUCUCUGUUAUCAUUUAAUCUAACCUGUUUUUAAGCUAAAAUUGCAAUAGAAACCACCAAUCUGGGCGUGGCUCCAAAUUCCCAGAACACAUUCUAAGCUAGAAGUUCGGCCUGCCACUCUCUGUCUCUCAUUUCAUCAUCAUCUGAGGGAGUGGCAAUCAGUUUGAGCACAGUUCCAACUCCAAGUACGAGUGUUGGUGGUGGAGGGGAAAGCUGGUGGGCACUGAAUUUGAAAGAAGAAGUGCUAUAGAAUUAAAAGAAGAAUGAGACUAACCCCAAGAGAAGUGGAGAAGCUAGGCCUUCAUAAUGCAGGGUACCUUGCCCAGAAGCGUCUGGCGCGUGGGCUUAGGCUCAAUUAUACUGAAGCUGUUGCUCUCAUAGCCACUCAGAUUCUGGAGUUUGUUCGUGAUGGUGACAAGAAUGUGGCAGAAUUGAUGGACAUUGGGCAACGACUUUUAGGAAGGAAGCAAGUUCUUCCAGCUGUUCCACAUUUGUUGGAUUCUGUUCAGGUUGAAGGGACAUUUCCUGAUGGAACAAAGUUAAUCACUAUUCACGGUGCAAUUGCUAGUGAAAAUGGAAACCUGGAGCUUGCUUUACGUGGCUCUUUUCUACCUGUGCCUUCCCCUGAGAAAUUUCUUGAAAUGGAAGAUAAAACAAUUCCUGGUGACAUGAUCUUCAAAGGUGGGACUAUUAUGCUUAAUCUUGGAAGGAAAGCAGUAAGUAUCAAAGUGACUAACACUGGAGACAGGCCAAUUCAGGUUGGAAGCCAUUAUCACUUUAUAGAGGUGAACCCCUUCUUGGUUUUUGAUCGUAGGAAAGCAUAUGGCAUGCGCUUAAAUAUACCAGCAGGAACAGCUACAAGAUUUGAGCCUGGAGAAUGUAAAACUGUUGUGCUUGUCAGCAUUGGCGGUAGGAAAGUGAUCAGAGGAGGAAAUGGUAUUGUUGAUGGUCCUGUUGAUGAUGCCAAUGUUGAAAUAGUGAUGGAAACCAUAAAGAGAGAAGGUUACGGGAAUCUGGAAGAUGCAAAUGCUAGUGAAGGUGUCACCGGAGAAGAUUCUGCUUUAAGCACAAUAAUUUCUUGCGAGAAAUAUGCUAACAUGUAUGGCCCCACUACUGGUGACAAAAUUCGGCUAGGUGAUACAAACUUGUAUGCUGAAAUAGAAAGAGAUUUUGCUGUAUAUGGUGAUGAAUGUGUCUUUGGGGGUGGAAAAGUUAUAAGAGAUGGCAUGGGUCAAUCAUGUGGGCAUCCACCAGCUGAAUCUUUAGAUAUUGCUAUAACAAAUGCUGUAAUCAUAGAUUACACUGGUAUUUUUAAGGCAGAUAUUGGUAUUAAAAAUGGCCUUAUUGUUGCACUUGGGAAAGCAGGCAAUCCAGAUACCAUGGAUGGUGUUUUCCCUAAUAUGAUCAUUGGUGUUAACACUGAGGUUAUUGCUGGGGAAGGAUUGCUUGUAACUGCAGGGGCUAUAGACUGUCAUGUGCACUUCAUAUGCCCUCAGCUGGUUCAUGAAGCAAUAUCAAGUGGCUACACAACAUUAAUAGGAGGUGGAACUGGACCUGCUGAAGGGACACGUGCAACUACUUGUACACCAGCACCAUUACAGAUGAAAUUGAUGCUGCAGUCCACUGAUGAGUUCCCUCUAAAUUUUGGCUUCACAGGGAAGGGGAAUGGUUCCAAACCUGAUGAACUACAUGAAAUAAUCAAGGCUGGAGCUAUGGGAUUGAAGUUGCAUGAGGACUGGGGAACUACUCCUGCUGCAAUAGACACUAGCUUGACUGUUGCAGAACAAUUUGAUGUACAGGUUAAUAUACAUACUGACACCUUGAAUGAAUCUGGAUUUGUGGAACAUACAAUUGCUGCAUUUAAAGAAAGAACUGUUCAUGCUUAUCACAGUGAAGGUGCUGGUGGUGGUCAUGCUCCAGAUAUUAUCAAAGUAUGUGGCGUUAAAAAUGUCCUCCCCUCAUCAACAAAUCCAACACGCCCUUAUACUUCCAAUACUAUAGAUGAACAUCUUGACAUGCUGAUGGUUUGCCAUCACCUGGACAAGGAUAUUCCAGAAGAUGUAGCUUUUGCUGAAUCAAGGAUUAGGGCUGAAACAAUUGCUGCAGAAGACAUAUUACAUGACAUGGGGGCAAUCAGCAUUAUAUCUUCUGAUUCACAGGCCAUGGGUCGCAUUGGAGAGGUGAUAAGCAGAACUUGGCAAACUGCCCACAAGAUGAAAUCUCAAAGAGGGCCAAUUGGUCCUAGCGGAUCAGACAGUGACAAUAUAAGGAUCAAACGUUAUGUUGCAAAAUACACCAUAAAUCCGGCUAUUGCUAAUGGGAUUGCAGAAUUUGUUGGUUCAGUAGAGGUGGGAAAGUUGGCUGAUCUUGUUUUAUGGAAGCCAUCCUUUUUUGGGGCAAAACCUGAAAUGGUAAUCAAAGGUGGUGCAGUUACUUGGGCAAAUAUGGGAGACCCUAAUGCAAGCAUACCAACACCUCAACCGGUUUUGUCAAGGCCGAUGUUUGGAGCAUUUGGCAAGGCUGGAAGUGCGAACUCCUUGGCUUUCAUCAGCAAGGCUGCUUUAGAUUGUGGAAUCAAAGGGUUAUAUGGACUCAAGAAAAGGGUGGAAGCUGUUGGCAAUACCAGAAGUCUGACCAAGCUUGACAUGAAGCUCAAUGAUGCCCUCCCAAUUAUCACAGUGGACCCAGAAACAUAUACUGUGACAGCUGACGGUGAGGUCCUCACCUGUGCUGCAGCAACUACUGUUCCACUGUCUCGGAAUUAUUUCCUCUUCUAGGCUUCACUUUCACCAUGUCUAUACUUUUGGUUUUUGUUUUUUGAAUUAUAAGUAUCCUAAGUAUGGCCAUUUGUAGCUGAGUUGCUUGCUCUUCCAAGUUUGCUGAAAACUUAUGUUCUAAUUAUUUACAUUUUAAAACCGUGCUUCUCAGUUUCUGGCAUGACAAAAGAUAAUGUGCAAGCUUGGCUUGCUUGCUUUAAAAGCAUCGUGGACAAUGGUCGGAAUCUGAUGUAACCAAGCAUGACAUCAAGGCGUUUCAGUCUGACCUGAUUAUGAGCAGAACAUUAUUAUU
This is a messenger RNA of Theobroma cacao (cacao), 3203 nucleotides long. It is a transcript of the gene URE, whose product is annotated as urease. Gene Ontology annotation, cellular component: urease complex. Gene Ontology annotation, biological process: urea catabolic process. Lineage: Eukaryota; Viridiplantae; Streptophyta; Magnoliopsida; Malvales; Malvaceae. The record is from RefSeq and is a predicted model, not a curated record. Gene Ontology annotation, molecular function: nickel cation binding; urease activity.